CUGACUUCCAGACUAACCCUUGUCUGCAAUCAGCAACAACCUAAGCUUUACUAUGGCUAUCAAAUCUCUUUUGUUUGGCGGUCUGCUAGCCAUUGCCGUCGUCUGUGCCAGUGCUGACCCAUAUCCGGAUGGAAAACCCAUGACAACGAUGGUAACGCUUGUCACCAGAGUGGCACCACCCCCAUUACCGACAGGAGUCUCGCCCGUUGCAGUCACUAUUCCCUGUCAGGGUGAUUGUGACAAUGUGAAGGCUAACCCUCCUUCAAGUCUUCCCCAACCUCAACACACAUGCGUUCGCGAGGCUCUUGUUGCCUUGGCAAACUGGCGCAUGCAUUGUGACGGAGGCGGCAUCCCUCCCCCGAAGUGCUGGACGCGGGCCCCGAGUGUGGAACGCUGCUGCGGCAAAUGGGUGGGCGUCAACGACGAGCAGUACAAGGACUAUCCACCCGUCCGGACGCCUAAGGAAGUCCAGACCGGAGAGACAUCGUGGGAAUGGCAUUGGGAUGCCAAGGUAGACAAGGGCCGCCGGGAGGUCAUUCUACAGACCAUGGACGAGUAUCACUCCGACAAGACCGAGUGCGGUCGCUGGCGGGCCGAAAAUGAGGUUGUAUUCUCGGCCUUUAUGCAGCACCUGAGCGAGUAUGGGAUUUGCGAUGCAGAUAGCAGUGGGAGGGCUCUCGACAGCGCCGUGCCCAGAUACAACCCUGAGGGAGGAGGGUAUUACGACCAAGGCAACCCGAAAUACCCGUCCUUGCAAGACGGGCCGCCGUUGGGAUGGUAG
Molecule: messenger RNA, 781 nt
Organism: Cladophialophora immunda
Lineage: Eukaryota; Fungi; Ascomycota; Eurotiomycetes; Chaetothyriales; Herpotrichiellaceae
Exons: 1
Coding region: 53-781 (242 amino acids)
Source: RefSeq, a predicted model, not a curated record